Molecule: messenger RNA, 4119 nt
Organism: Didymodactylos carnosus
Lineage: Eukaryota; Metazoa; Rotifera; Eurotatoria; Philodinida; Philodinidae
Source: the annotation of a GenBank genome assembly
AUGGAUGCACUUGAAAUUGAACGUCUAUGUUCUCAAUUAUACAGUGGUGGUAAUAAUAGCGAUCAAAUUCGUCAAGCUAGUCAGCGUUUAGAAACAUUCGUUACGCAACAAGAUUGUUUAAUACAAUGUCGUCUACUAUUAGAUCGUUCUCUAACACCAUAUACACAAUUUUUUGCUACGACAACAUUGAUUAAAUAUUUUAAUAAAUCAACAAAUCAGUCAUUGAUCAUUGUUAAUGAUCGUCUAGAGUUACGUUCCUAUAUUCUUGAAUAUUUGUAUAAACGUAAUACACAAUUGGCGCCAUAUGUUGUGAGUGAAAUAACAAAAUUGUAUGCACGAAUAACAAAGAGUUCUUGGUUUGAUACAAUAACACCAGACGAUUCAUCCUAUCCAUUUCAAUCAUUUACAAAUGAUUUAUUAAAAUUUCAACAAGAUCCACAACAUUUUGUCAUAUCCAUACAAAUAUUAAUCUCUUUAAUAAAUGAAAUUGGUACACCAAAUGAUGAAGAAACAACAGCAAGAGCAUUCAGUAAACAUCGUAAAAUAUGUACGUCAUUUCGAGAUACUAAAUUACUUGAUAUCUAUUUAUUUGCAUUGAAAUAUUUAAAAGAAGUUGUUGACAAACAAAUAAAUUCAUCAUCAUCAUCAUCAACAGUUUUCUUACAAAAAACACCUUCAACAUCAGCCACUCCUACUUCUCCAACCAUAUCAACAGCAACUUUAAUUGCAUAUCCAAAAACACUUACAACAAUUCAAUUACAACCUGAUUAUUAUCUUGUCGUUGAAAGAUUACUUUUAUUGGCUCAUCAAUGUCUAACAUAUGAUUUUCUUGGUACCGGUUCAUCUGUGAAUGAUGUUGACACAUCGGAUGAAUGUCAAACAUUGCAAUUACCAUUGAGUUGGCACGAUUAUAUUGUUGAUCCUUCGUAUUAUGAACUAUAUUUUUCUUAUUAUUUUUAUUUUUCUCAAACAACAUUAGUAUCAACUGCACUAGCGUGUCUCGUUCAAAUAUCAAGUGUACGACGUUCACUAUUAAACACAAAUGAAAGAUUAAAUGUCUUGAACUAUAUGACUCAUGGCAUACGUUCGAUUCUCGAACAACCAAUUGGUAUUAUAUCUAGUGAAAAACCAUUACAUGAAUUUUGCCGUUUGAUCUGUCGUCUAAAAUGUAAUGUUCAAUUAUACGAACUAAUAAAAAUUGAUUUGUAUCCACAAUUUAUUGAAUUAUUAACAAAAUUUACAAUUGAUCAUUUGUUGAAUAUUUACAAGAAAAUAUCGUCGAAUACACUCUAUUAUAUUCUGUCAUUUUGGUCUAAAAUUGUAUCCUAUCUAUCUCACAGUACAAAAUCAUCAAAUGAUUAUCAACAUCUACUUGACGUUUAUGUCCCAGAAAUUGUCUGUUAUUAUAUUCAAUCACGUUUAGAAGGUUUAUCUCGUUUAGACUCAAUAAAUGAUGAAUUGAUUGAUGAUGAUUUAAGUGAUUCAAAUGAAUUAUACGAUGAACUAUUUGAUAAUGAUCAAGCUCAAUUAAAUCAACAAUUAGAACAAAUUAGUACUAUGUCUCGUAUUGAUUACAAAAAAACGUGUACAUUAUUAUGUUCGAUAUUUGAUGAUUUAGCUCAACAAUAUCAGCUCAUUUUACAACAAUAUAUAUCACCACCUCCACAACAACAACAAAAUACCGUAAAACAAACAUUUUAUCAGAUUGAAAGACGUUUUACAUUUUUAAUUUAUGUUAUUUCGUGUGUUAUUGGUGCUCGAGGUAUCACUCUACCAUCUCUAUCGUUACAAAAUGAUGAACAAGAUUUAUUUGACGGUGAAUUAACGAUACGAGCAUUACAAUUAAUGACAUUUAUUCAACAGCAAACACCUUCUACAACAAAUUCGUCCGUAGCAUUUACAAAUGUAUUAAAUAGUAAUAAUAAAAAUGAACAAUUAUUCUUACCAACGGCAUCGUCAUCGUCUUCAUUACCCUAUUCUGAACGUUUAGAAUUAGCAAUACUCUAUUUUUUCGAACAAUUUCGUCGACAAUAUAUCAGUGAUCAUUCCAAACCAAAUAAAAUAUAUCAGAUACUAUUCAAACAUUUAGGUAUAGCUGACGAAGUGCAAUUACUAUCUAUAUUUGUCAAAAAAUUAUUUACAAAUUUACAAUAUAGUACGAUAACGGAAAAACUAAUUGAACGUACAUUAUUUUGUUUUAAUGAUUUAAGUCAAGGUUACAAUAGUGUAAGAAAACUUGUUAAAUUAGAACCGAUUCAAUAUUUCAUUAAUAAUCAUACUCAAGAUUAUUUUCCAUUUUUAAAUUUAUACGCUUAUUAUCAUUUGCAAGGGGGAGGAAAUAAGGCAAUGAAUGACAACAGUAACAAUAGUAAUCAAAUUUUAUUAGAUGAUUCAAAUAAUGGUGGUACAACAAGAAAUCUUAAAUCAUCAAAAUAUCUUGGUUGUCGGAUUAAAACAGCAGCUACUACAUCAUUAUCAUCAUCCUCGAAAUAUACAACAUGGUCACGUUUACGCACAAUAUUUUAUUCAGCUGUCGGACGAUUACUAAUGCAUGAAUUUCAUUUUCAUGAAGAAGAUGAUGAACGAUUUGAAAAAUUUAUGUUACCAUUUACAUUACAAUGUCAAAAACUGAUACAAAUAUUUAAAGAAUUUCCUGAUAUUGUCCAAACGACGGGAAAUAUACCACUAUUACCAACAACAUCACCAACAUUAAAUGCAUUCAGUUCACAUCAAUCACCUACACCAUCAUCACAUUUAAAGUCAUCAUUAGCUACUAUCGAUGAAAUAAAAGCGAUUAUAGUUGGUCUUGUUCGUGAUUUACGCGGUUUAUGUUUUGCAUUUAUAUCAAAACAAUCGUAUACAUUUUUAUUUGAUUGGCUCUAUCCAAAAUAUAUUCAUUUAUUUAUGAAAUCGAUCUAUUAUUUUUAUGACACAUACGAAGUUUAUAAUCCCAUAUUAAAAUUCUUUCAUGAAUUUGUUUCAAAUCGUCAGGAACGUUUAGUAUUCGAAUGUACAAAACCAAAUGCCUAUUUAUUAUUUCGUGAAACAUCUCAUCUAAUGUAUGUUUAUCAGACAAAAACAUUGAAUUAUUAUAAUCAAAUAUUACAAGAUACUGAUCAAUAUUUUUAUGAAAAAAAAUUAAAAUCAAUUAUGAUAUGUUUUAGAAUUAUACGCGCAUGUUUAUCAGGAAACUAUCUGAAUUUUGGUAUAUUUCAUUUAUAUUCUGAUUCAUGUUUUGAAAAUACUUUAAAUAUCUUUGUUAGCAUGUUAUUAACAUUAAAACAAGAUGAUCUAUUAUUAUAUCCAAAACUGACAUUAGCCUAUUAUUCAUUAGUGGAAACACUGGCCGUUAUAAACAUUGAAUAUUUAUCAAAUUUAAAUUCACAAUUAUUUGGUUAUAUUUUAAAUACAAUUAGUGAAGGACUUUUAUCAUUUGAACAAAGUAUACAAAAUUCAUGUUGUGUUUAUUUAGAUUUAUUUUUAACCCAUGUAUUUCGAUCUGUUUAUCAACAACAACGGAAACAACAACAAUCACAAACAUUGCCAUCAACAAUGGAUCAAGCAUACGUAACAAAUCAAUAUAAUCAAAUGGUAUUAAUUAAAAUAGAUCAAAAUCAAAAUAAUGAACGAUUUUUAGCAAAUAUAAAUGAAUAUGAGCAAUUAUUUCGUCAAAUUCUAAUUAAUAUCCUUAACAGUAUUAUCUAUGAUGAAUGCAAAAAUAUGUAUUCGAUAUCGAAACCACUAUUAGGUUUAAUUUUAUUGAACGAAAAUCAAUUUUUUAACGAUAUUAAAAAACAAUUAUUAUACGGUCAUCCAAUACAAAAACAGCAAGCAUUAUCAACAGCUUUAGAAAAAUUAAUGAAUGGUAUUGAUCGAACAUUGACAUCGAUUAAUAAAGAACAUUUUACACAAAAUAUAACAUUAUUUCGUAAAGAUAUUCAAGAUGCAUUAAAAUUAAAUGAAACAAAUUCAAAUGAUCAAAAUAAUAAUAAUUGUUUUUCGGGUAGUAGUGGUGAUCAAACAACAUUUACUAUGUUACCAAUUCAAUCAGGAAUAACGCAGACGAUACCAUCAUUAGUUCCAACAUCAUCAAUUGCCAAUGAAAUGAUGACCAUGUAA